AAAAUCUUUUUUAAUAUAAAUAUAAAUAAAUAAAUGUUUUUAAGACCAAUUAAAAAGUAUUUCUUGAGCUUCCAAAGCAGAAAUGUUUCAGCAAAAGCAAUAGUAUUCUCAAAUCAUGGAAAUCCAUCACAAGUUUUGCAAUUACAUAAUUAUAAUAUUGAAACAAGUCCUUCAAAGCCAAUUCUUGUAAAAUUUCUGGCAUCUCCAAUUAAUCCCUCUGAUAUCAAUCAAAUAGAGGGUGUUUAUCCAGAAAAACCAUAUUUUACAAAAGAUCUUGGAACAGAUCUUCCAUGUUCAGUUGCAGGAAAUGAAGGAGUUGUAGAAAUCAUUGAAAAUCUUAAUAAAAACUCUGAAUUUAAGCCUGGAAGACGAGCCAUUAUGAAAAACCCAGGAUUUGGAACAUGGCGAACACAUGCAACAGCAAACUCAAAUGAUCUGUUAUUUCUGGAUAUUGAUGGGAUCAGUGUGAUACAGGCAGCUACAUUAUCAGUUAAUCCAUGUACAGCGUAUUGUUUGCUUAAAAACUUCUAUAAGCUUAAAGCAGGGGAUUAUUUUAUUCAAAAUGGGGCAAAUAGUCAUGUUGGUCAAGCAGUUAUUCAGCUUGGACGUAUCUGGGGGUUAAAUAGUAUUAACAUUGUAAGAAAUAGGUCAAAUAUAGAUAAAUUGAAAACAUAUUUAUAUGAUCUUGGUGCUACAGAAGUUAUAACAGAAGUAGAAUUAGGAGAUAAGGAAUUUAUGAAGGAAUUGAUUAAAAAACGAUGUGGAGAAUCAGGAAUAUCAUUAGGAUUGAAUUGUGUAGGAGGGAAAUCUGUUUUGGAUUUAGCACGAUAUAUAAAGGAAAAUGGACAUAUAGUUACAUAUGGAGCAAUGUCAAAACAACCGCUUCUUAUGUCUUCUGGUUUAUUAAUUUUUAAAAAUGUUCAUUUACAUGGAUUUUGGGUAACAAAAUAUAACAAAACUUAUCCAGAAGAAAGAUUAAAAAUUCUAAACAAUAUUAUUACAUAUAUGAAAAACAAAUCUUUUAAGGAUUUAUUGUGUGAUAAAGUAUAUCUUGAUAAAUCAAUGGAAGAUUUAACAUAUAUGGAAACAUUUAAAAAUGCAUUAGAAAAUAAAGAAAAAAAACAAGUUUUAGUUUUCAAUUAAUUAUAUUUUCUUAAUAAUUUUUAUUUAUUAUAAAGAUUUCAGUUCAAAUACUUCUGCUACAUCAAGUAAUAAAUCAUCGCAACCAUAUUGAGCCAUUAAUUGUAUACCUAUGGGUAAUCCAUUUUGAUCAUAUGAAAAUGGUAUACUUAUAGCAGGUAUACCUGAUAAAUUUGCUGAAAUAGUAAAGAAAUCAGAUAGAUAUAGAUCUAAUAAAGAUAUUUCCUUAGGUGUAUUUUCAAUGAGUGGUGCUGAUCCAAUUGUUGUUGGAGUUAUUAAUAUAUCUACUUUAUUUUCUUGUUUAGUUUUUGAAUAUUUUUUAAAAGAAUUGAAAACAUUGUUAAAAUCAUUUAGUAUAAGACGACGAAUUUUCUG
This is a messenger RNA of Pneumocystis carinii B80, 1515 nucleotides long. RefSeq lists its product as hypothetical. The coding region runs from base 34 to 1143 and encodes 369 amino acids. Gene Ontology annotation, biological process: fatty acid metabolic process. The record is from RefSeq and is a predicted model, not a curated record. Gene Ontology annotation, cellular component: mitochondrion. The transcript is spliced from 4 exons. Gene Ontology annotation, molecular function: trans-2-enoyl-CoA reductase (NADPH) activity. NCBI's taxonomy places the organism in Eukaryota, Fungi, Ascomycota, Pneumocystomycetes, Pneumocystales, Pneumocystaceae.